Rhipicephalus sanguineus (brown dog tick) is the source of this 3338-nucleotide messenger RNA. RefSeq names its product brain-specific angiogenesis inhibitor 1-associated protein 2-like (gene IRSp53). Lineage: Eukaryota; Metazoa; Arthropoda; Arachnida; Ixodida; Ixodidae. Gene Ontology annotation, cellular component: cytosol; nucleoplasm. The record is from RefSeq and is a predicted model, not a curated record. Gene Ontology annotation, molecular function: protein binding. Gene Ontology annotation, biological process: actin filament bundle assembly; plasma membrane organization; positive regulation of actin filament polymerization.
GGGCCAGCGCCUACCCAGCGCUUGACGGCACCGGUUGUUUCCGACGGCAGCGUGUGCGUGCUCUUCAUCGUGGAACGAGCUUCGAGUUCGGGGCGUUAUUUGCGUCGGAAAGAUCUUAACGCAGCGCCGGCGCGGUGUAGCGCGCGCACGUUGUGUCUAGCGCGUGUCGUCGGUGUCGAACGGAUUACCUGUCCCUUUCUUACAACGUGUUUUUCGUACAACGUGUUUUGUACAACGUGUACAAAGUACAAGUGUGUUUCUUCUAGCGCGUUGGGGAACUGCCUCAAGCGUCGACAUGAUGCAGACUGCUCAAACGGCGUGCCAACGCUGCGUAUGAUAUCAGUGUUUCCCGCAUCGCCGUGCUGACGAGGGUGUUUUUUUAUUGGUGUGUGAGGUGUUGUUGUUGGUGUGCGCGGGGGAUUAUUUACCGGAGGAUUUUAUUUCACGCCUCACGAGAAGAGAGAGUUAACGAAAGUAUGGCGGAGUACGAGGAAAUGGUGCGGCUCGUUGAUGGAGCUUACAAGAACAUCUUGGAAAAGUUCAACCCCUGUGCCAGGCAACUCAUCGCUGCCGGGAAGACGUACCUGAAAGCACUUCACGCCGCCGUCGCCGCUUCCAAGGGAUACAUGGACGCCAUCUCUCGGCUAGCGCGCCAUGCUCACCAGGCCACCUGGGGAGGGUGCACGGACAUAGGUACAGCGCUGAUGCAGCUGGUCGACGUACAAAAGGAGAUAGAGAACCAGCAGAUGAACGUGCUCAAGGCCUUCUACGUGGAUGUGAUUGUCCCACUUGAGUCCAACAUCGAGAAGGACGCCAAAGUGGUGGCCAGCGAGCAGAAGCGAUUCAUGCAACAGCAGAAGACGCACCACGAGUCCUACCUCAAAAUCGCCUCCAUCGUCAAGAAGCAACGCAAGAAGAGUCGAGCCGGAAACCGGGGCUCUAAUGUCGACAAAGAGAUCAAGCAAAUGCAGAGCCUUGAAGAAGAGAAAGGCAAGCUGGACGGCUUCUGCGAGAGCAGCCUGAAGCAGGCCAUCACUCAAGAACGGCGCCGAUUCGGCUUUGUCCUGGAGCGCCAAUGUUCCCUUGCCAAGCACUACAUGGCCUACACAGCAAAGGGACACGCCCUGUUGCAGCAGAAUGUCGAGGGUUGGCUGGACAUCGUCAGGACCAGGGAGACGCUACCGGAGUCCAUUAGCAAGAUCUUCAACACGGUGCCGGAACUUCGGCUUCCCAUACGGUGCAGCAGCGAGUACGCCUGCUCGGGCAUCCUGUCCGACCCGGAGUGUUCGUACGGCGGGAGCCUGUCGCGCCGGUUGCCGCGCAGCACCGACAACAGCUGCGUCGACCUGCGCUCCUUAAUCGCCGACCCGUACGGACUGCCUCCGAGGUCAAGCAUCGCCAGGGCCAAGUCUGACUUCAACCUCGCCUCUUCUACUGCCAGCCUAGACUCGGCGGAGUAUGUGACUCCAAGUCGCGGAGGCGGGAGCCCCCUGGCGGGCGGCAUGGCGCUGGGCGUGGCCUCGGGGGACAGGCCGCGGGUACGAGCCCUGUACGCGUACCUCUCCAGCGGCGAGCACCAGCUCAGCUUCCACGAGGGUGACGUCAUCGCACUCGUCGGAGGCCGAAACAAGGGCUGGCAGUACGGCGUCAACCUCAGGAACAACAGGUGUGGCUGGUUCCCCAUAGCCUACACGGAACCACAUGAUCCGGGGGACGCGUCGGACUUCGACAGCUUCAUCAGUGGCUCGGACAGUUCUGCGGCCGUGCCGUCAUCAUCGUCCGAGUCGUCAGGAGGCUCCUCAGGCCUGGGUCGGUGGCGACCACGCAGCACCUACUUCGCCUCCGACUUCAUGUUACCCCCGGGCCCUGCACCGCGCCGUCCGCUGUCCAGCUUUAUUGACGCUCCGUCCUUCCCCUUACGGCUGGACCCGGGUGGCGAGGACGUCGCCGACGAGCCCCAUCAUCGAGGGUUACAACCCAAUCUACUUCCGGCCUCCGGUUCUCCCGGAAGAGGACGAGGAGGAGAGGCAGGAUCCUCCUCUUCCGGUGUCUCCUCAGCAGCCUCCUCAGCCACAGGAAUCCCCUCGGGUGGCGGCUCCUCAUCCUCCUGCGGCGCCACCCCCUCCUCCACCACCGCCACCGCCCCUGCCACCAUCCAUCCCGUGUACGGACGGCACACCCCCGUGGCGGCGGGCUGCGGAACCCUGAGGCCUCCCCGGCGCUCCAUGACGUCACCGUGCCCGUUCCCGCUCCUGCCCCCGCCGAAGCUGCCGCCGCCCGGAAGUCUGCUGCACGGGAGCAGUGAUAGCGGAUUCGGCAACGAGGCGACGCUCGCCGGUGCUGCCACACCGGCUGCGGCGGCAGCGGCGGGAACGCCGGGGGCACCCGGCGUGGUGACGUCAACGACGACGGUGCCUGCGUCGUCCGACGUCAAGGCGACGACGGCGACGCUGACGCGUCAGGACAGCGUAAGGGAGGAGGACGAAGAGCAAGAGGAACAGCCGAGAGACAACGUAUUCUCGUCCGUCAAGCUGAAGAAGGUGCUAACCGAUGACCGAUCGGCACCGAUGAUCACGUGAGGCAACUAGGCCCUGUUUCUUUUUAUUUGUUUCUUUCUUUUUCGUCGCCAUCGCCUUGGACACAAUCCCCGACGAAAUCAACGCCCACAGCAACCCAGAAGAGACAUUCCAGACCGUGGCCAAAGCAGCAGCAGCGACUCUGCUCGAAGAACAUCCAUUCCUGCCAAGGGCACUAUUGUUGCUGUUCAUUUUCCUUUUCCUUUUGCACGACUCCCCUAUUGUUAUUUCUUUAUUUUUCUUACUUCUAUAGUCGGCUAGAACCUAAGAAUACAUAUAUACAAGCUCCGCCCACAGCUCUGCGGCGCGCAUGUCAAUCAUCUACGUGAGAGAGUCGUGCGCGCUCGCUUCUUUUCAAACCCUAGGCACAUUUUUUUGCGCUAAUGUAAACCAAGCAUAUGUAAAACUAAAGGUUCCUUGCUCCUACCUGACAUAUGAGGUUUGCAUAAGCAUUAGUGUGAUAAUCUCUUAUGAGAUUUGCCACGACGUUCGAGUUUUCGGAAUAAAACCAGAGACACAAACGUGUGUUUGUAUGGCAACGCCGACUAUUAGACACACGCGAAACGUAGUUGACGUCACGCAAAUGAGCAAACGUGAUCGGAUGGAACGUCUAUGCAAAUGCUCUCCGGGCGGGACAGGGAUGGCUGUGAGUGGAGCUUGUAUUUGUUCUUGGGUUCUAAACGACUGUAGCGUACCUAUGCUAUUUUAUGAAACAACCAUAGUCGGACAUCGUUGGAGGAAUGUUUGUACACAGUACGAGAU